AAACCAUUGUCUGACAUUUGAGAGAUGCGCGUUUAAGACUAUGAAUAAAAAUAGCAAUAAUAAAGUAAAAAAGAGUGUUAGAAUUUGCAUUAUCACAUCACCUUUCGCCAUUACCCUCCCCAACUGGCAUAUCGCGUAAACCGAUCAAUCACAUUUGAAUUUUCCCUAGGGCAUAUGAAUCACCAACUCUGAUGAAGUUGACGAAUGCGAUUGCGAUUAUGAGGUCCCUAUAUAAGCAGCGACAUUUUGAAACACUGAGUGUAGAGUUAGCUGUUCAGAUUUUGAAAGCACAGAGAACUCCGACCUCAAAGCAACAAUGCUCGCCAUCGAGAAGAUUCAUGUCAAAUUCGCCUUAGUGUCCAUAGCUAUGUCGGUGUUCGUUUUGUGUAACCCCACGGAAGCAUGGUACAAGCAAGCCACUGGCCCAAGCUACUAUUCAGUGGGCAGAGCUUCGGGUUUGCUUUCAGGAAUGCGGAGAUCACCUUACGUCAGGAGGUCCGAGUCCGAGUCCGUGCUUGAAAGCGGAGAAUCUUCAGAAAACAAUGCGGUUUCCGAAUUGGGCGACCGAAAGAACCCAUUCCUGAAAAACCUGGCAGUGUGCGUCAAAGACAUCUCGCCAAACCUGCACAGCUGCGAACUCGUCCAGGACGGCACGAGCGUGUUUCAGUGUAAAGCGGACGUGUUCCUCUCUCUCGACUCACAGAACUGUCUCAACGCCUGAACAGAGUCCCUAUUCCUUCUCAGUCAAAGCACAUCGUCUCUAACCCGAGAGAGUUCUAGCGACGAGAAGAGCGCAUUGGACCGACGACACUGAAUGUCUCUCAUUUUACAACAUAAAAGUAGCCUUCGGUAUGUGUCAGAAAUGUUCGUUCUGUUUUACCAUAGUACCCAACUACCAUGAAUAAUUGCCCUUCUGCUCUUAAAUGGGCAGCAGAUGUAUAUCAUAACUAUAAAUUAUUUGUUGCUGUGCUGAACUCCUUAAAACGGGUUGUUUUAUUGAAAUUAAAACUACGCAACUGUUCACUUUGUGUACAUUUGUAUCUAUGAUGAAUUCAAGUGCAACAUUAAAGAAAUAUUUCAUGGACUCAAUCCACGAGCCUUAAAAACAAUCACUCGUCUUGGUUCUGAUUAAAAGAUUUUCCAGCAUUUUCUGGAACAAAUAUCAUAUAUCUUGUGUCAAAAACAGAAUUAGCCUAUUCCUAUGCACAGACUUAUUUCCAGAAACGUUUUUGCAAAUGUGUUCAUCCAUUCAUUUACAACACAUACGGUAGCCUACCUAUUGGCAUUGUGAUUUAUAUAGUUUGUUUGAUGCAACUAAGAAAUUGUUGUCUGUCUAUACAAACCCAUUUCAGACUUUAAAAAAAAAUCUCAACAACAGCCUAUGUAGCCUGCUGUUGGAUUGAAAAAAUGCGUUGUAAAAAUUAAAAUAUAGCCUAUAGGGGGUUAUCUAAGCACAAACUGAAAGGGUGCCAAAACUUGCAUGUAACGUGUUCAUCUUAGUUCAUUAUUUUGAAU
Molecule: messenger RNA, 1515 nt
Organism: Anguilla rostrata (American eel)
Lineage: Eukaryota; Metazoa; Chordata; Actinopteri; Anguilliformes; Anguillidae
Product: neuropeptide B-like
Exons: 2
Coding region: 317-721 (134 amino acids)
Biological process (GO): G protein-coupled receptor signaling pathway; feeding behavior
Molecular function (GO): G protein-coupled receptor binding
Source: RefSeq, a predicted model, not a curated record